AGCCCCUGCAGCACACAAGCCCGUACUUCCCCGACUCCACUCCCAUGAUGCUGCAACUCCACUGCUCCCCGCGCUUCCUCCUCCGCCUCUCCCCAUCUCGCCACAUCCCCGCCUCCUCCUCCUUCCCUCUCACCGGCCGCCGCCUACGCCGUUCCACCGCUAUCCGCGCUGAGCCCGAACCGCCGCCGCCGCCCACCUCCGCAGUGGAGGCCCCCGACGCCGGCGCUAGCGUUGUCGACGACGGCGAAGGCCCCGUGGAGCUCCGCGCCCCGACGCUCUUCUCCAUCGACGACAACCCCACCCCGCUCCAGACCGCCACUAGCAUCCUCCUCACCGGCGCCAUCUCCGUCUUCCUCUUCCGCUCCCUCCGCCGCCGCGCCCGCCGCGCCAAGGAGCUCAGGGUGCGGUCGAGCGGGGUGAAGAAGAAGCCCAACAAUCUUACCGAGGAGGCCCUGGAGCAGCUGAGGCUGGUAAGCGCCUCGCCGAUCGAGACAGAUAAGCCGCCAUCGCCCGUCCAGGUUCUGCUCGGCGGGAUCGCGGCGGGGGUCAUCGCGCUCAUCCUGUACAAGUUCACCACCACCAUUGAGGCCUCGCUGAACCGGCAGACCAUCUCCGACAAUUUCUCGGUUCGUCAGAUAACAAUAACAAUAAGAACAAUUAUCACUGGUCUGUGCUACCUAGCAACUUCUGUGUUUGGAAUCAACGGAGUGGGGUUAAUUAUGUAUUCCCUUCAGCUCACUUUUGCGUCUAUCAUGGACGACGACUCCAGCAGUUCCUCCACAGGGAAGCUUAGUGAGCAGGCCAACACAACGGCAUCAUCUGAUAGUAGUGACUUGCAGCAGAUCUCUGACAAGAGUAAAAACUCAACAGAGUAGCAGAGAUGGCUGUGCAAUACAAUAGCCAAAACCAAGGAUGCCAGAUCCCGAUACGUAUUUUAGAAUCCCACAGUCCUAUGAAGCCGGAAUGAUCUGUAUCGAUCUGUGGAUUUUAAUUUCUUAGUAUCAUGAUCCUUGCAAUUGGCAAAGCCUAGAAAAGCAUCUAUUCAAGAAAAUCUGGCAAAUGGUGUUCACAUGAGAUGUAAAUGGUGUCGAUUGCAUUGCAUAUUACCGCAUAUAACUCCAUAAUUGAUCGAAUGAUCGUGGCCCUUAA
This is a messenger RNA of Phragmites australis (common reed), 1149 nucleotides long. RefSeq lists its product as uncharacterized. The transcript has 4 exons. Bases 45 to 875 code for a protein of 276 amino acids. The record is from RefSeq and is a predicted model, not a curated record. NCBI's taxonomy places the organism in Eukaryota, Viridiplantae, Streptophyta, Magnoliopsida, Poales, Poaceae. Gene Ontology annotation, cellular component: chloroplast thylakoid membrane.